Messenger RNA from Nestor notabilis (Kea), 22864 nucleotides. Its product is annotated as obscurin-like. Gene Ontology annotation, molecular function: protein binding; guanyl-nucleotide exchange factor activity; protein kinase activity. The record is from RefSeq and is a predicted model, not a curated record. Lineage: Eukaryota; Metazoa; Chordata; Aves; Psittaciformes; Psittacidae. The annotation marks the transcript as partial. Gene Ontology annotation, biological process: protein phosphorylation. The transcript is spliced from 92 exons.
UUUUCAGAGCCAGAAGUUGUAUUUACAAACAAGGAGAAGGUGCAGAAAGAGGUGAAAGCUGCACUGUCAGAAAAUGCCACGCUGAGCUGCGAGGUGGCCCAGGAGAAGACUGAUGUGAAAUGGUACAAGGAGGGCAAACUGAUCACCUCCAGCAAGAAGUUCAAGGUGGAGUCGGAGGGCAAAUCACGUCGCCUGGUGGUGGGUCAGCUGGAGAAGAAAGAUGCUGGGGAGUACACCUGUGAGGCUGCUGGCCAGAAACUGACCUUCCAGAUCCAUGUCACAGAGCCCAAACCUGCAUUUAUAAACCAGGAACAAGUCCAGAAGGAGGUGAACGCUGUCCUGACAGAAAGUGCCACCCUCAGCUGUGAGGUAGCACAGGAUGCAACCGAAGUGAAAUGGUUCAAGGAUGGAAAACUGCUCAUUACCUCCAGAAAAUUCAAAAUAGAAUCUGUGGGCAAAACCCGGCGCCUUGUCAUAGGGCAGCUGGAGAAGAAAGAUGCUGGAGAAUAUAUCUGUGAGGCUGCAGGCCAGAAGCUGACUUUCAAGUUGGAGCCAACAGAACCAGAGGCUAAAUUUGAAAAUAAAGUUGUCCAGAAAGAGCCUCUCAUUGUUCAAGAAUAUGAAAAUAUCACACUGACUACUUCAGUAACUCCUGAAACUACUGCAGUAAGGUGGUUCAAGGAUGGAACAGAAAUCAAGGCGAGCAAGAAAUAUGAGAUCAAGAGUGAGGGGGCAUCCAGGACCCUGACAGUGAAGCUGGCUGAGAACACAGACAGUGCCAUGUACACAUGUCAGACAAAGAGUGACAAGCAGGAAUUCAAAGUACAGGUGAAAGAAAUCCCAGUGAAGUUCGUCAAAAAGCUUGAACCUGUUAAUGCAGAGAUUGGAGGCAGUGUCUCUUUGACCUGCGAUGUGAGCCAUGCCAAAGGGAAGGUGGUGUGGCGCAGGAACAAAAUAGAGAUCAAACCCAGCAAACGUUUCCAGAUCCAUGAGGAGGGGGUCAAGAGAACCCUAACAAUAACAGGGAUCCGGGCUGAGGAUGAGGGAGAAUACUCAUGCGAGUCCAGAGACGACAAGAGCACCAUUACCAUCACCCCCAAAGCUCCCAGAGUAGUGAAAUUUGUUACCAGUCUCAUCAGUGUGGUCUCUGAGGAAGGAAAAGAGGCUGUGUUCAAGUGCACUGUCUCUCCCAGUGAUGCCAUGGUCACUUGGCUCAGAAACGGUGUCAAGAUUGAAGCCAGCAAGAAGUGUGUGAUCUCACAGAAGGACGCCAACCACAGCCUCACCAUCACUGAUCUGACACUGGAAGAUGCAGCUGAAAUCUCUGCUAAUGCUGAGGGUGUAAAAAGCACAGCCAAUCUCAGAGUCCGAGAGGCCCCAAUCUCAUUCAAGAAGAAACUGGAGCCCAAAACAGUUGAAGAGAAGGACACAGUGACCUUGGAGGUAGAGCUGACCAAACCUGCAGAGGUGAAGUGGAUGAGGAACAACAUCGUAUUAAAGCCCAGUGAAAAAAUAGAGAUAAAAGCUGAUGGAACAAAACAUAUCUUGGUAGUUAAGGACAUCUCCUUUGCAGACCGGGGGUUCUACUGUUGUGAGAGUCCCGAUGACAAGACCCAAGCCAAGAUCAAUGUGGAAAUGAGGCAGAUCAAGCUGGUGAAAGGUCUUCAGCACUUGGAAGUCUCUGAGAAAGGGACUGUCACCUUUGAGGUGGAAGUGUCACAUGAGGAUGUAGAAGGGACCUGGCAGAAGGAUGGUGUUCGGCUGAACCCUGCACCGAAUAUCAAUAUUGGUGUCCUGGGGAAGAAACAUUCACUGACUCUUUCUUCGGUGACCCUUGAAGAUGCAGGACUCAUCUCCUUCAAAGCAGAAGGCAUUUUUUCAUCAGGGAGGCUCACUGUGUCAGAAUUGCCUGCGAGAAUCAACAAACCUUUGGUAGACAUCAGUGUAACUCAUAAGGACAAGGUCACAUUUGAGUGUGAGCUGUCCAAGCCCAGUGGAGAUGUUAAGUGGUUCAAGGAUGGGAAGGAGCUCCGGCAAAGUAAAAAAGUGGGGAUUACUUCCCAGGGAACUAAGAGAAGCCUUAUUAUUCACAAGUGUGAAUAUGAAGACCAGGGAACCUAUAUGUGUGAAGUAGCUGAAGAGAAGACAUCCGCUACCCUAAAGGUUCAUGCCCGAGAUAUCAAGAUUGUUAAACCACUGAAAGAUGUGGAAGUGAAUGAAUUUGAGAGUGCAUCUUUCAUCUGUGAGAUUUCACAUGAUGAGGUCCAAACCCAAUGGUACAAAAACGACAACAAGCUGAAGGCUGCUGACAAUAUUAGAAUGCGUCAAGAUGGAAAAACGUAUUCACUGACUUACAUGUGCGUCCAAGUUAAAGAUGCAGCAGAAAUCAAAUUUGUAGCAGAAAAGGCAGAAUCUCGUGCUCAGCUUAUGGUAAAAGAGCUGCCUGUAAAAAUUGUGAAGCCUUUGAGAGAUAAGAUUGUUCUUGAAAAACAUCGUGGAUUCCUGGAGUGCCAGGUGUCUCGUGCCAAUGCCAAAGUUCGAUGGUACAAAAAGGACAUUGAAAUUCAGCCUAGUGACAAAUAUGAAAUUGUGAGCGAUGAUGUCUACCGGAAACUCAUCAUCAACAAUGCAGAUUAUGAAGAUGAGGACAUAUACACUUGUGAUGCCUUUGAUGACAAAAGCAGUGCUAAUUUCUUUGUUGAAGAGCAAGCUAUUAAUAUUGUGAAGGAGCUGUGUGAUGAGGAUGUGACUGAGCCUGAAGAAGCCAACUUUGAAUGCGAGAUAUCCAUUCCAUCUGUGAAACCCCCUAAAUGGUCUCUACGUGGAGAAGUCUUACAGGCAGGCAGAAAUAUUAUCAUGCAUCAAGGAGGAACCAUCCACAAGCUGACAAUACUGAAAACAAGUACCGAUAUGACAGGUGUCAUUCAGUUCUCCAUUGGAAAAUCAAAAUCCACAGCAAAUCUGCUUGUCAGAGAUUACCACAUCCAGAUCACCAGGAAGAUGGAGGACAAGACAGUUCUGGAGCGUCAUUCAGUUAUCCUGUCUUGCGACUUCAGGCCUUCUCCAAAGGUUGUGAAAUGGUUCAAGGGCCACGAGCUCAUCGAGCCCUCUGAGAAGUACAAAGUCAAGCGGGAGGAGUAUUCAGCAGAGCUCAAGAUUUUGAAGGUGAAGCCUGAAGAUGCUGGUGUGUACAAGUGCAGGGCUGGAAGCGCAGAGACUGAAGCCACACUCACUGUUGAAGCCCGCAAUGUAGAAGUACGCAAACACCUGCAGGACGUGGAAAUUGAAGAAGAGAGCUCCGCUGUCUUCUCCUGUGAGCUCUCCCAUGAUGAUGAGGAUGUGGAAUGGUUCCUCAACGACACCCUCCUUUACACCAACAAUUUAAAUGACAUCAAGAAUGUUGGCAAUUGCUACAUGCUGACAAUGAAGCAGGUCAAGCCUGAGGAUGCUGGCACAGUGACAAUGAAGUCAGACAAAGUGACAGAGAGUGUGCAUCUGAAGGUGAUAGAGAAACCUGCUGUCUUCAUGAAGUCAUUGGAUGAUGUUUUUGGUGAGGAGCGAGGUAUGAUUAAACUGGAAUGUGAAGUCUCUAAAGAGAAGGUCAAACCUGUUUGGAAAAAGGAUGGUGUGAAGCUCACCUCUGAUAAGAAGUAUGAGCAGACGCAGUCUGGGAAGACCCUGUGUCUCCUUAUCCAUGACCUUGAAAAGACAGAUGCAGGUUUAUACACCUGUGAUAUUGGCACUGAUGUUGCCAAAUCAAAGGUCAGCGUUCAGGAACUGAACAUUGGCAUCACAAAACGGCUGAAGAACACUGAAAUCCAGGAGGGAGAAGAUUGCACUUUUGAAUGUGUUCUGUCCCAUGAAAGCAUUGAUGACUUCAGCUGGACACUGAAUGGGAACAAAGUGGAAAGUGGAGGGCGAUUUAAAGCCUCUAAUAUGGGUCGAAAAUACACACUCAACAUCAAAAGCGUGAUUAUUGCUGAUGCUGGGGAAGUAAUUUUUACUGCCCGUGGUCUAACCUCCAAGGCUUCUCUGAUUGUGAAAGAAAAACCCACUGAGGUUACAAAGCAGCUGGAGGAUAAAACAGCAGCCACAGGGCAGGACAUCAGCCUGAGCUGUGAAUUGUCAAAACCGGAUGUGAACAUCAGGUGGUACAAGGAUGGCAAAGCAAUCCGAAAAAGUCAGAAAUAUGACUUGCUCCAAGAAGGAACACAGGCUAUUCUGAUCAUCCAUGACUCCACAAUUAAGGACAGUGGGGAGUACACUUGUGAGACAGAGGUGUCUAAAACAAAGGCCAGGAUCACAGUGCAAGAAAAACCCAAUUAUUUUGUCAAAGAACUUUCAGAUCUAAAAGUCGAUGAAAAUGGAACUGCAGUCUUUAUGUGCCAGAGUGAGAAAGCUGCAUCCUCUGUGGUCUGGAGGAAAGGCAUGGCUGAACUCAGGGCUGGCAGGAAAUAUGAGAUCACACAGAAAGGACAAGUCCUCCAGCUGACCAUAAAAAACUUGGAGAAAAGUGACAGUGACACUUACACCUGCGACAUUGGAGAUGCCCAGUCCAGGGCCAAGCUAGUUGUGCAAGGCCAGAAAGUGCUAAUAACAGAAGACCUGGAAGAUGUCACUGUGUUAGAAGGAGAAUCUGCCAUGUUCAAAUGCAGAAUCUCUCCUGUAGACUGUAGCAAAGUGCAGUGGUUUUUGGAUAAAACCCCGCUUCAUACCAAUGAACUUAAUGACAUCCAGUCUCAGCCUGGUGGAUAUCACUUGCUAACGUUGAAAAAACUCUCACUGAAGGACUCGGGGGUCAUUACUUUUGAAGCUGGUGAUAAGAAAACAUCUGCCAGUUUGGUUGUUAAAGAGAAGCCCUACAUCUUCACAAAGGAGCUGGUUGAUACUGAAGUCACUGAGGGAGAGGAUGUGAUCCUUCACUGUGAAACCUCCAAACCAGACAGCCCUGUAAAGUGGUGCAAAGAUGGGAAGAGCCUUAGGAAUUCUUCCAAGUAUAACAUCAGUCGGUCGGGAUUUGAAGCCAAGCUUGUCAUUCACAGAGCAGAAGAAAGAGACAGUGGCAGAUAUGAGUGUGAGGCUGGAGCAGCUAAAAGUAGCGCCAUUAUUACUGUCAAGGCUGUGCCUGUCCUUUUCAAACAAACCUUGGAGAACACAGAAAUGGAAGCAGGAAAGUCUGUCUCCUUACGCUGUGAACUCACAAAAGCUGAUGCCACUGUGGUGUGGAAGAAGGGAGAAGCCACGCUCCAGGCAAGUGCCAAAUAUGAAAUGAAGCAGAAGGGGACGGUGGCAGAGCUGGUGAUUCAUAAUGCAGAGCCAGAAGAUGCGGGAAGAUACACCUGUGACACAGGAGACCAGCAGACCACAGCCCAAGUCAAAGUCCAGGCUAUCUCUGUCCUUGUCAAAGAAGAGCUGAAGAACGUGGAAGCUGUGGAAGGUGGGACAGCCACCCUGCAAUGCCAGCUGAGCAGAGAGACCCCCGUGGAGUGGAGGAAAGGGCACACUCUUCUCCGGCCAAGUAACAAGUACAAGAUGAGGCAGGAAGGCACAGUGGCUGAGCUGCUGAUCCACGAUCUGGACUUAAAGGAUGCUGGAGACUAUACAUGUGUAGUGGGGAACCAAAAAACCACAGCAGCUUUGUCAGUAAAUGCCCUGCCAGUCCGUUUCAAGAAAGAGCUGAAGAAUGAAGAAGCCACCGAGAGUGGGACGGCCACGCUGCAGUGUGAGCUGAGCCAGGCAGUGGGCUCGGUUGAGUGGAGGAAGGACGGGAAGGUGCUGAUGCCAGACAACAAAUACAAAAUGAGACGGGAAGGGCGUUUUGUUGAGCUGGUUAUCCAAGACCUAGACUUGAUGGAUGCUGGGAGCUAUACCUGUGUGUGUGGAGACCAGAAGACAACAGCUGCUUUGAGAGUGAAUGCCUUGCCUAUCCUCUUCCAAGAAGAAAUGUUGAACAAGGAAGCUACAGAGGGCGAGGCAGUCACUUUGCACUGUAAGCUGAGCAAAUCAGCCCCGGUUGAGUGGAGAAAGGGGAAUAUGGUCCUCAAACCAAGUGAAAAAUACAAAAUAGAGCAGGAAGGUCCCUUUGUGGAGCUCAUGAUCCGGGACCUGGAUUUGGCAGAUGCUGGUGAUUACAGCUGUGUGUGCGGAGAUCAACAGACUACAGCUGCUUUGGCAGUUAAUGGUAAAAAGAAAUUCUUCACCCAUGCUCCAAUCCUGCCUGCUCUUUUCACCAAAGAACUGACAGAUCAAGAAGCCACAGAAGGUAAAACUGUCUCUCUGCACUGUGAGCUGAAUAAGGCGGCUGCUAAUGUGGAGUGGAAGAAGGGACUCAAGACCCUCAAAUCAAGUGACAAAUACAAAAUGAACCGUGAAGGUGUUGUUGCUGAGCUUAUAAUCAAAAAUCUAGACACAACGGAUGCUGGAAAUUAUUCCUGUGUGUGCGGAGACCAGCAGACUAUGGCAGUUUUAACAGUACAUGCUUUGCCUGCAUUUUUCAAAGAAGGAUUGAAGAACAGAGAAGCCACAGAUGGUGCAACAGCCACUCUGCACUGUGAGCUGAGCAAGGUCGGUGUCCCAGUGGAGUGGAAAAAAGGGGACAAAACACUCAAACAAAGUGAUAAGUAUAGGAUGAGACAAGAAGAUACUGCUGCAGAGCUGUUGAUCCGAGAUCUGGAGGUAGAAGAUACAGGAGAAUAUACCUGCGUGUGUGGAGAUCAGAAGACCUCAGCUGUCUUGACAGUCCAUGCUUUGCCUGCACUGUUCAAAAAAGAACUUGUCAAUAUAGAAGCCACAGAAAACAAGGCAGCUGUUCUACAGUGUGAGCUAACUAAAUCCACUCCAGUGGAGUGGAGGAAAGGGCUGAAGGUCCUCAAGCCUAGUGAGAAGUACAAAAUGAGACUGAAGGAUACUAUUGCUGAGCUGACAAUCCAUAGCCUGGAAGAACAAGAUGCGGGAGAUUACACAUGUGUGUGCGGAGACAAGACGACCACUGCAUCCCUGACAGUGCAUGCCCUUCCUCCACAUUUUAAAAAAGAGUUGAAGAACAUGGAAGCCACAGAAAAUGGCACAGCCACUUUCUGCUGUGAACUGAGCAAGCCUGUAGCUGCUGUGGAGUGGAGGAAAGGAAACAGAGCCCUGGAGACAAGUGACAAGUUCACCAUGAAAUGCGAGGGCACAGUUGCUGAGCUGGUGAUCUGUGAUUUAGAUCUGGCAGAUGCUGGAGAUUACACAUGCUGUUAUGGAGAUCAGAAAACCUCUGCUGCACUAAAAGUGAAUGCCUUGCCUGCACGCUUCAAGACAGAGAUGAAGGAUGAAGAAGCCACAGAAGGAGGAACAGCCACUCUACAAUGUGAGCUAUCUAGAACUGCCUCUGUGGAGUGGAAAAAGAAGCACAAAGUGCUCAAAUCAAGUGAAAAGUAUACUGUGAGACAGGAAGGUACUACAGCACAGCUGCUGAUCCAUGCUUUAGAAGUCAAGGAUGCUGGGGAGUAUACCUGUGUGUGUGGAGAUGAGAAGACUACUGCAGCAUUGACAGUGCAUGCCCUUCCCGCUCUCUUCAAAGAGGAGUUAAGAAAUGAGGAAGCCAUGGAGGGUAAAAUAGUCACUCUGCGCUGUGAGCUGACCAAGACUGCUUCAGUGGAGUGGAAAAAGGGGGACACAGUACUCAAACCUAGUGAGAAAUACAAAAUGAGGCAGAAGGAUGUCACUGCAGAACUGGUGAUCCAUAAUCUAAAUGAGAGUGAUGCUGGUGAUUAUACUUGCGUGUGUGGGGAUGUGCAGUCCACAGCUUCCUUAGCAGUACACGUGCUGCCUGCACGCAUCAAGGAGAGCUUGAAAGAUGAGGAGGUAACAGAAGGUCAAGCAGCCACUCUGUGCUGUGAGCUGACCAAGGUUGCUCAAGUGGAGUGGCGAAAGGGAAGUAGUUUGCUCAAAGUCAGCGACAAAUACAAAAUGAAGCAAGAGGGCACAGUCAUGAAGCUGCUUAUCCAUGAUGUAGAAAUGAAAGAUGCUGGAGAAUACACCUGUGUGUGUGGAGAACAGGAGACUACAGCUGCCUUGAUAGUGCAUGCCCUGCCUACACUUUUCAAAGAAGAACUGAAGGAUCUGCAAGCCAUGGAAAGGCAAACAGCCACUCUGUGCUGUAAGCUGACCAAGGCUGCAGAUGUCCAAUGGAAGAAAGGAAACAAAAUAAUCAGAGCAAGUGAAAAAUACAUCAUGCGUCAGGAUAAUGCCCUUGCUGAGCUGGAAAUUCGUGAUCUGGAGCUGCAGGAUGCAGGAGAUUAUACCUGUGUGUGUAGAGACCAACACACCACAGCUUCUCUGACAGUGAAUGCCCUGCCAGUGCUUUUCAAGGAAGAGCUGAAGAAUGAAGAAAUCCAAGAAGGAAGAUCAGUCUCUCUGCGUUGUGAAUUAACCAAAGCAGCUCCAGUGCAGUGGAAAAUAGGGUCCAAAGUGCUCAAAGCAAGUGACAAAUUUCAAAUGAGACAGUCUGGCACCACUGCAGAGCUGGUCAUUCAUGAUCUAGAAGUAGAAGAUGCUGGAGAUUAUACCUGUGUGUCUGGUGACCAGAAGACAACAGCAACCUUAACAGUUCAUGCUCUGCCACCACUCUUUAAGGAAGAGCUAAAGGAUAAAGAAGCAGAAGAGGGUGGAGAAGCUGCCCUGCAUUGCGAGCUCACCAAGGCUGCUCCGGUGGAGUGGUGGAAGGACCAGAGGAUUCUCAAAGCAAGUGGGAAAUUCAAAAUGAGGCAGGAAGGGACAAAGGCAGAGCUGCUGAUUCAUGAAGUAGCUGAGGAGGAUGCAGGAGACUACACCUGUGUGUGUGGAGAGCAGCAGACUACAGCUGUCUUAACAGUACAGGCUGUGCCUCCAUUUUUCCAAGAAGAACUGACCAGCAAGGAAGCAGUUGAAGGUGGAAUGGUCACUUUGCAGUGUGAGCUCAGCAAGACAUCUGCCCAUGUUCAGUGGAAGAAGGGCCAUCGCGUCCUCACCUCGGACAACAAGUACAGCAUAAGACAGGAAGGCUGCGUUAUGAAGCUGGCAGUUCACAAUUUAGACUUGAAUGAUACUGGAGAUUAUAGCUGUGUGUGUGGAGACAAGACCACCACAGCUGCCUUAACAGUGCAUGCACUGCCUCCAGAAUUCAAAAAAGACCUGAAGGACCUAGAAGCUGUAGAAAGUGGGACAGCUACUCUGCUCUGUGAGCUGACUAAACCUGCUGUGGUGCAGUGGAAGAAAGGGCAGGAGGUGCUCAAAGCAAACAGCAAAUAUAAAAUGAGUCAAGAUGGCGCUGUUACAAAGCUGAUUAUCCAUGAGCUGGAUGUGGAGGACACUGGAGAUUACACUUGUGUGUGUGGAGAUCAGCAGACAACUGCCACUCUGACAGUCAAUGAACUUCCUGUCACAUUUAAACAACCCUUACAAAAUAAAGAAUCAGAGGAAGGAAGCACAGCUACAUUCUGCUGUGAGCUGUCGAAACCCAAUGCUGCAGUGGAAUGGAGGAAAGGAGGAAUAGGGCUGCAGCCCAGCCAGAAAUAUGAAAUGAGGCAGAAGGAAUGCCUGGUAGAGCUCUUAAUACAUAAUCUCAAAUUAGAAGAUACAGGAGAAUACAGCUGUGACACUGGGGAUCAGGAAACCAAGGCAUCCUUAAGAGUGAAAGCUCUGCCAGUUCUUUUCAAAAAGGAGCUGAAAGACAAGGAGGCAGAAGAGGGAGCUGUGGUGAAAUUCCAGUGUGAGCUAACAAAGGAUAAUGCAACAGUGGAGUGGAGGAAAGGCACCAUGGAGAUCUUCCCAUGCGCCAAAUAUGAUAUUAAAUUAAGUGGUCGCACAGCUGAACUUGUGAUUCAUCAUGUAGAACCAGAAGAUGCCUCUGAUUACACAUGUGAUACAGGAGACCAGCAGAGCUCAGCAUUCCUCAGAGUGAAUGCCAUCAAACCACAUCUGAAGCAGCACCUGAAGAAUGAAGAAGUGGAAGUAGGAGGAACAGCCAGGCUGCGCUGUGAGAUUUCUAUUAGCAAAGCAGAAGUGGAGUGGAGGAAAGAUGGAGUGCUCCUUCACUCAAGCUCCAAGUAUGAAAUGUGGCAGGAUGGCACCCUCCAUGAGCUGCGUGUUCACCGCCUGGAGGCUGGUGAUUCUGGAGAGUAUUCUUGCAAGGCUGGAGAUGAGACGAGCUCUGCAAAACUGACCGUGAGAGAACCUGAUGUGACCAUCGUGAGUGGCCUAAAGGACAUGGUGGUGUUUGAGGGGGAUGAUGUUACAUUUCGGUGCCAGGUUUCUCACGAGAAUGCAAGGGAUGUUGAAUGGAAGCUACAGGGUGUUGCUCUGCAAAAUAAUGAAAUGAAUGAGAUCUCAGUGGAAAAAGGAAAGAUUCACACUCUGACAUUAAGGAAGGUGACUGAGCAGGACAUCGGCACCAUCACGUUCCGAGUGGGACCCCACAUGUCAACAGCAGAGCUCAUGGUAAAAGAACCAGCAGCAACCAUAGUGGAGAUGCUGAAGGAUGUCACUUCGCGUGAAGGAGAAGAUGCAGUGUUUGAAUGCAGGCUGUCACGGGAAACAACUCAGGAGGCCCAGUGGUUCCUGGGGGAUGUUCCCCUGCAAUCCAAUGAAAUGAAUGAGAUCAGAGUCCAAGGGACGUGUCACACUUUGAUCCUGAGGAAGGUGACACUAGAAGAUUCUGGGCCCAUCAGUUUCAAAGUGGGGCAGCAUACCUCAGCAGCACAGCUAACGGUUCAAGCCAAGAACAGCAUUGUCCAGGGCUUGGAGAAUGUGGAAACUGUGGAAGGAGGGGAAGCCCUGUUUGAAUGUUAUCUUUCUAAGCCUGAGUGCUACAACUACAGCUGGUUGAUUGAUGAUGAACCUGCCAAAACUACAGAAAAUACUGAAAUGGUUUACUUUGAAAAUGGGCUCAGGCAUCUCCUGCUGCUGAAGAACCUAACUCCCCGGGACAGCUGCAGGGUGACCUUUAUGUGCAGUGACGCAGUGACCUCAGCCUUCCUGACAGUGAAAGAAUGGCGCCUACAAAUCUUGCAGCCUCUCACAGAUGUAGAAGUCCCUCUGGGGGAGAAAGCUACAUUUAGUUGCAUUUUAAGUGAAGCUGUGCCAAUUACUGAAGUUUCCUGGUAUAGCAAUGAUGUAGAGAUCCAGUCAGAUGAGGACUGGGAGGUACGAGCAGAUGGAAACAAAUACAAACUUACCCUGAAAAAUGCCCAACCUCAUCAUUCUGGAGAGGUGACUUUUGCUUCGAGGGAAGCAAUUGCAUCAGCCAAGUUAUUUGUGAUAGCCCACCCCGAUCCACCUGAAGAACCAGAAGUUUUAAGUAAGAACAGCCACUCUGUAACUCUGUCUUGGUACAAGCCGUUGAGCGAUGGUGGUUGUGACAUCCUAGGCUACAAUGUGGAGAAGAAAAUCCCAGGUAUUGGCUGGCAGUCAUGCAGCAAGGGCAUUAUUCAGAACAUGAAGUUUAUGGUGGACAAUCUCACCCCAGGUGAACCCUACAGAUUCCGCGUCUCGGCUAUAAACAAAGUUGGGGCCAGUGAGCCGGUGCACUUCCCUCAGAUGGUGCAGCUAGAGCCUCCAGUUACAGUCAUCCAUCCUUUAGUGGGAGGAUCAGUCUCAGAAGGAGAGGUGGCUCGCUUGGAGUGCAAAUUGUCAAGUGAAACUGAAAAGAAAGUUACAUGGCUCAAAGGAAAAGAACAAAUACAAGCUGGAGGGAAAUACGAGAUCCUGUCUGAUGGGAAAAAGCAGAUACUCAUUAUUCAUGCAUUUAAACAUGAAGAUCAGGACACAUAUACCUGCAUGGUUUCUCCAGAAGUCAAAUCUGUUGCCAGCUUGUGUCUUGAUGUUCCCACAGUGUCAAUGUUUAAAGAGAUUGCCAGGGAAGCAUCCCCUGCAAGUCAACCAGAAGAGCUGGUGGAUGGCCAUGUCCAGCCCAGCUUGCCCCCUGAGGCUGCUCAGGAGGGAGAUCUUCACCUUCUGUGGGAAGCCCUGGCCAAGAAACGCCGGAUGAGCCGGGAGCCCACCUUGGAUUCCAUCAGCGAGGUGCCUGAAGAGGAUGAGAAGCUUCAGAAGUUGAGGAAGGAGGAGGCGGAGAUGUCUCACUAUUACUCAGAGGAGUACUCCACAUGUGAUGAGCUGGCUAGGACAGGAGAAGCAGAUUUCUCUUUCACAAGUUCAGAUGAUGAGUCUAGAGCUGGGACUCCUUCAUUAGUAAACUACCUCAAGAAGGCUGAGAAGACAAGUAUCAGUGUUACUAGCAAGGUUCAGUCUAUCUCCACAGGCAAAUUAUGGAAACAGUGGGAGGAAUCCAGUGUGGAGACUGUUGUGGCUGCCCCAGCUGCUAAGCCAUCUGAACAAGAAAUGCCAGAUUUAGAUGACCCUUCCAUGAACAAGGCCGCUGUGAAGAUCCAAGCUGCUUUCAAAGGCUACAAAGUCAGGAAAGAGAUCAAGCAACAAGGGUGUCCCGUGUUUACUGAGACCUUCAAAGAUUUCUCCGGUGAGCCUGGAAGCACUCUCCACCUUGAGUGUGUGGCCCACAGCAAAACUGACAUGAAAGUCCGUUGGCUGAAAGAUGGGGAAGAGCUUUCAGAUGGUCGUUACUAUCACAUAGACAAUUACACUGAUGGGACCUGCUCUUUGAUUAUCACUGGCCUAGACAGGAAAGAUGCAGGUAAAUACACAUGUGAGGCAUCCAAUAAAUUUGGCAAGGUUUCACACAGUGCUAAGGUGGUUAUCAGCACUCAGGAACCUCAUGUUCUUCAUAAGGAGGAGCAGGUUAAACACAGCACUGACAGUGAGACAGAGAGCUCAUCUGGCAGUGAGCUGGAUGAUGCUUUCCGUAAAGCAGCAAGGAGACUUAAUAGACUCUUCAGGGCCAAGAUCUCAACUGAAAUAUCUGAUGUGGAGGAAGAGCUCUUUGUCAGUGCAGAUGAAGGGGACAUAGAUGUGGUUGACCAUCAGACGUAUCGUGAGGAUGACCAGUACAUCUACAUCAAGUUUGAAAUCUUGUCUGAGGCAAAAACUGCUGCCACUCGAUUCAGAGAGAUGUUUGGUGCUCUGGGAAUUCCUGUGGAGAUUGACAUUUUGGAACAAAGCCCUAAAAAAGUUGAAUUACGUAUCGGGAAAGCCACACCACCCACCCGUGGGAAGUUCGCACCACCACUAGCGAGACCUCCACCACCUUUGCUGACUUCUGAUACAGCUCCUGUGUUCCUGACUGAGCUCCAAAACCAAGAGGUACAAGAUGGAUAUCCAGUCAGCUUUGACUGCAUCGUUGUUGGCAAACCGCUUCCCACGGUUCGCUGGUUCAAGGAUGGGAAAGCUAUUGAAGAAAAUGAUCAUUACAUGAUCAACGAGGACCAGGAGGGGUGCCACCAGCUGAUCAUCACAGCUGUAGUCCCCACUGACAUGGGUGUUUACCGUUGCCUUGCUGAAAACAAUAUGGGAGUUGCUUCAACCAAAGCUGAGCUUCGAGUGGACUUAACCAGCACCGACUAUGAGACAGCAGCAGAUGCCACAGAGACAUCUUCUUACUACAGUGCCAAAGAAUACAUUUCAAGCCGAGAACAGGAGGAAUCUACCACUGAGGAGGAGCAAUUGCCCCAGAUCUUUGAUGAGCUUCAUGAUAUUCAUGUGGCACCUGGAGCAUCACUGGCUAAAUUUCACCUGAAGGUGAAAGGAUACCCGCAGCCACGUCUCUAUUGGUUCAAAAACGGACAGCCGUUAAAGGCCUCAGAUCGCAUCCUGAAGACUGAUAAGCAGGAAUUCCACUCACUGGAAAUUCGUGAUGUCACUAAGGCAGAUGCUGGCCAGUACUCAACAUUUGUCAUCAACUCUGCUGGUUCUGCAUAUUCAUCAGCAAAGCUAGUAGUCAAGGAUCCUGAUGAGAAAGAAGAGCCAUCAGAAACAGAUUCCCAUGAGCAGCUGAUACCACCAAGGUUCCUAGAAAGAUUUACUAAUAAAAAGGUGAAAAAAGGUGCAAGCAUCACAUUAUCUGUCAAAGUUGAAGGACAUCCACCACCAACUAUUACUUGGCUGAAAGAAGAGUCUCGGGAAGACAUCUUGUGGAUCAAACCAGAAACUCCUGGGUAUAAACUUGCCAGUUCAAAUAUGCAUCACAGUCUAAUCCUGUUAGAUGUCAAAAGGAAGUACAGUGGAGCUUAUACGUGCAUUGCUACCAACAAGGCUGGCCAGUCCAUCUGCACCGCCACUGUGGAAGUUUCAGAUGUGAAAGAGGCUGAAGUUCUGACCCAGGAGCGUGUUAUGGUGUCAGAAGCCAUCAUGACCACACUGGGAGAUAUUCAGUCCUCUGAAACAAGAGAAGGAGACUUUGAAGCUGGUAGAGAAGGUGUACCCAAAAGUCCUAUUUCAUUAGCUGAUGUUGGCUCAGAAGAGUUCUUUCAGAAACUUACUUCACAUAUCUCAGAAAUGGUAUCUGCAAAACUAAAUCAGGCUACACUUCGAGUGCCAGGUGCAGAAAGUGAUGAUGAGUCAAAAACACCCUCUGCAUCACCUCGCCAUGGACGAUCCAGACCUUCAUCCAUUGUACAGGAGUCCUCCUCUGAAUCUGAAGAUGGGGAUUCCAGAGGAGAGAUCUUUGACGUCUACAUGGUCACAGCUGACUAUUCACCUGCUGCACCUGACAAGGAGGCCAUCACUUUGAAGGAAGGCCAAUAUGUAGAAGUCCUCGAUUCAGCUCAUCCUCUGAAAUGGCUGGUCAGGACUAAACCCACAAAGUCUAGCCCCUCUCGACAGGGUUGGGUAUCUCCAGCUUACCUGGACAAGAAAUUAAAGUUGUCACCAGAAUGGGGAACAACAGAAGUUCCCGAGUUCCCAGGAGAAUUUGUUUCUGAAGACGAAUAUAAAAGGAAGCUAAGUGUUCUUAUUCAAGAGCUGUUGAUCUCAGAAGAGGAUUACAUUCAAGAUCUACAAUUCCUCCUGACUCAUCACCUUAAGUACACUGAGACCUGUUCCAAUGUCCCAGGAGCUGUUGCCAGUCAGAAAUCCACCAUCUUCAGAAAUAUUGAUGACAUUGCUCACUUCCAUUCCAGUGUCUUUCUCCGAGGCUUGCAGAAAUGUGAUACUGAUGAUGAUGUGGCCAUGUGCUUUAUCAAGCAUGAAGCAGAGUUUAAUAAGUACAUCCAGUACCUGGUGGGGAGAGUACAGGCUGAGUCAAUUGUUGUCAGCAAAGCUGUCCAGGAUUUCUAUAAGAGAUACACAGAUGAAAUUUUAACUAAUGAAGAUCCUUCACAGCCACUUAUCCCACCACUGCAGCACUACCUAGAAAAACCCAUAACCAGGAUCCAGCAGUAUCAGACUAUAAUCAAGGAAUUAAUCCGAAACAAAGCAAGAAACAGCCAAAACUGCACUUUGCUGGAGCAGGCUUAUGCCAUUGUGUCUGCACUCACCCGAAGAGCAGAAAACAACCUCCAUGUCUCGCUCAUUGAGAAUUAUCCAGGCACCCUGGAAAGCCUUGGUGAACCCAUCCGACAGGGCCACUUCAUUGUGUGGGAAGGAGCUCCAGGAGCUAGAAUGGCCUGGAAAGGACACAAAAGGCAUGUCUUCCUCUUCAAAAACUACCUUGUGAUCUGCAAACCAAAGCGGGACACAAGGACAGACACCUACAGUUACAUCUUCAAGAACAUCAUGAAGCUGAACAACAUAGAUGUGAAUGACCUUGUGGAAGGAGAUGACCGGGCAUUUGAGAUCUGGCAUGAACGGGAAGACUUGGUCCGCAAGUACCUUCUUCAGGCACGUACAGUGAAUAUCAAGAACUCCUGGGUGAAGGAGAUCUGUGGCAUACAGCAGCGGAUCAGUGAGCCUCUCUGGAUACCUCCAGACUUUGAGGAAGAGCUGGCGGACUGUACAGCUGAGCUGGGAGAGACAGUCAAGCUGGCCUGCAAAGUUACAGGAGCUCCCAAGCCAUCUGUCAGCUGGUACAAAGAUGGAAAGCCUGUGGAGGUGGAUCCCCAUCACAUUAUAAUAGAAGAUCCUGAUGGCUCCUGCACAUUGAUCUUGGACAACCUAACAGGCAUUGACUCAGGACAGUAUAUGUGCUUUGCUUCCAGCCCUGCUGGAAAUGCCAGUACCUUAGGAAAGAUCCUUGUUCAAGUGCCACCACGGUUUGUGAACAAGGUUAGAAAUGCUUAUUUGAUUGAGGGUGAAGAUGCUCAGUUUACCUGUACUAUUGAAGGAGCACCUAGGCCUCAAAUCAGGUGGUACAAAGAUGGUGUAUUGUUGAAGGACACAAGUAAAUACCAGACUUUCAGUGAACCACGGAGUGGCAUGGUAGUCCUUGUAGUCAAGAACCCUUCCAAUGAAGACAUGGGACAUUAUGAAUGCGAGCUGGUGAACAGAUUAGGGUCUGCAAAAAGUGGGGCAGAACUUUACCAUCACAGUGCUGCAGCCCUGACCCAGGAAAGAAGAGGAGACCAAGCCAUUACUAUAGAAGGUAUGAACCUUGACCAGCUCUGUCAUUCACCUUCCCGCUCUCCGAGAGCGGAGCCAACUCCAGAGCCAGUCUAUGUUUCAAAGAUCAGGCAGCCUGUCCACAGAUAUGAGCAGGAGGCAACACCGAAGUCUGCUGUUCCCAUGCUUUUUGUCACAGAACCAGAGGACAAGCAAGGAGCAGCAGUAAGAGAUUUCACCAAAGAGACCAAGGUGGAAGAGAAAAAGCCCAAAUGGGUUGAAGUGGAAGAAAUAAUUGAAUUCAAGGUGAAAAAGUCACCAAAACCUGCAAGGAAAAGAGGCUCUUCCCCAGUAAAACAAGAAAAAGAUGAAUCAGGGGUGUUGACAUUCACUUUUCCUAGUCCAAGGCCUAGGCAUUCCCCAGAAGAUGAUCCAAACACAAACAAUUCCAACAAUAAAUUGGUGGAACAGUCAAAAUCUUUGCCUAAUGACAGUCUCUCUGAAGCUGAUAUCCAGCCCCUGGUGUAUGCAACUGAAGAGGAAGAACCUCAAGUCAGCAACGAAGACAGAAGCUUCCCUUGUGGGUCCGAACAACUAGGAAAUAAUUCAUUUAUAGACUAUGGAACAGAAGGAAAGAGCCUCCCACAGGAAACAAGUGCUCACUAUAGGUCAGAUGUCAGUUCCCCUCUGCUUGCCUGUGGGGGUGAGCCUUUGAUCUUCAGAUUUGAGACAGCUGCUGCAGACCAGCACGAACUUCUGUUCUCACUAGUGAGUCCAGAGGUUAAGGAACAGGCAGAUGAAUUAGGCAUAUCUUGGCCUGUUGAAGAGGAGGUACCCGAAGUAAUGCAAGAUGUCCUUCCGGAAGAGGAUAAUGUCAUUAUAGUAGAUGAACCAGAGGAGCUACGGGCAGAUGACAUUAGCACCCGGGACCGCAAAAUCUUAACCCACAAUGGAAAAUUACUAACUUUGGAGGACCUUGAAGAUUAUGUUCCUGAAGAAGGUGAGACCUACGGGUGUGAUGACAAGAACUGUACGGCAGAGAAACCCUGCGAGAUCUCUGUGCUCCAGACAGAGAUUAACGAGCCAACGAUUGGAAAACCAGUGCUGCUGAAUCUGGGGAGACCUAUGGUCUCUGAGCCCAGGCAAAGAUUUUUCAGCCAGUUGGAGGAGCACAUUCCUGGGGGCAUGUUCAUGUCAGCAUCUAGAGUAACCGGCGUGCAGUCUGUAGGCCCCUCAAACAUCUCUUUCCAUGUGAGUGAUACCUGCAUGUCAGCGACACCCGGAGUGCAUGCAGCAACAGCAGCAGCUUCUCCUGGUCCCUCCUUCACAGUGAAACCAUCUUUCUGCACUGGAGUCCAACUCUCAGCAGACAACGGACAGUCAAGCUUUAAAACUGAAGUUUCCACAAGAACUCUCAGCUAUGGGACUGUUGGAAUGACUUCCCCGCAGUCAGAGAUGGAGACUUCUGUCCAGGCCUCGCUUCAGCGUGCUGAUAAGGAGAUCAAGAAAGCUCUAAAGAAACUCGUGGACACAGCAUCAAUGCUGGUGACCCUUCCUCCGGGCAUGCAAGAAGGAACUGGUGGCCUUGGCCUUCCUGAGUACAUUCCUUCAGACCGCUCAGAAACAGCAGCUGGGCCCUCUGUGGUAGUUCAUGAAGCCAGUACCCAAACCCAGACUGCUGGAGGGCAUGAAAAAGCACAAAGGCAGAUUCUAACUGAAGAACCAGGUGUGCCAAAGCCCAGUCCCAGUCCUUCCCAUGAAGAGACAGUUGCCGGAGAGGAAAGCGCUCAGGAGCGCACUGUUCCUAUUACCAGAACAUCACCAGGGACAGAAGACUGGUACAGAAGAGAAGGAGAUGUAGUCUGGGAUGUACACAGUGAAGUUUACAUUGAGACCACAGAAAGAACUUGUGUGUAUAAGACUGAGGAGAAGACCCCAACAAGUCCUCCCUAUAUGCAAGUGACAAUAGAGGAUGUGCAGGUGAAUUCUGGUGAGCGUGCCAAAUUUCAGGCAGUCAUUGAAGGAACCCCUCAGCCCACUGUUUUGUGGUUUAAGGGCACUUCACUGCUGACAGACAGCAACAGACUCCAUCAAGGGAAUGAAGGAACAACAUAUUUCUUAGUCGUGGAUAAUGCUGUCUUGGAAGAUGGUGGUGUUUAUACCUGUGUUGCCAAAAAUGCAGGAGGGGAGGUUUUGUGCAAAGCAGAGCUUGUUGUACGUGAAGGUAAUAAAGACCAAGCAGCAAAGAAAGUGGCCACCAGGAGAAAGCUCCAUUCCCUUUAUGAGGUUAAGCAGGAGAUUGGAAGGGGCUGCUUUAGCUUCGUGAAACGAGUUGUACACAAAGGGAACAGAGUGUCUUGUGCUGCUAAAUUCAUACCCCUGCGAAGCAAAACGAAGGCUCGAGCGCAUCAGGAGAGGGAUAUUCUUGCCUCUCUGUCCCAUGACAGAAUUACCAGGCUCCUGGAUCAGUUUGAAACACGGAAAACACUGAUUUUGAUUCUGGAGUUAUGCUCCAGCGAAGAGCUCCUUGAUCGUUUAUUCAAGAAGAGUGUUGUCACUGAAGCAGAGGUUAAAUUGUAUAUCAAGCAAAUUUUGGAAGGAAUCAAAUAUCUUCAUGACAACAACAUCCUUCAUUUGGAUAUUAAGCCACUGAAUAUCCUCAUGGUUUAUCCUGAAAGGGAAGACCUUAAGCUCUGUGACUUCGGAUUUGCUCAGAAGAUCACGCCCUUUGAGCCCCAGUUCAGCAAAUAUGGGUCCCCAGAGUUUGUUGCCCCAGAAAUUGUUACUCAGUCUCCAGUGUCAAAAGCAACUGAUAUCUGGGCUGUUGGAGUUAUCACAUAUUUAAGCCUAACUUGCAAGUCUCCAUUUGCUGGGGAGAAUGACAGAGCAACUCUUCUAAAUAUCCAGAAUGGGGAAAUUUCAUGGACCAUUCCUGAUUUUGUUCACUUGACUGAAGAUGCAAAGGACUUUAUGAAAGGGAUCCUACAGCAGCACCCCAAAGCCCGGCCUAGUGCCUUGGACUGUCUUUCACACAAGUGGUUCAUGCAUAAUCUCCCCCUCGAAGCAGCUCAUUUCAUUAAUACGAAGCAGCUCAAGUUCAUUGUGGCUCGGAGCAAAUGGCAGCGGUCUCUGAUGUGCUAUAAAUCCAUACUUGUAAUGCGGUCUAUCCCAGAAAUCCUAGAAAGGACCCAUGACAACACCUCCCUGGCCAUCUCCCGACAUCUUAUUGAAGAAAGCACUUCAUCCAGCACCAGUGGCUCCUCUUCAGACAACGAAAAUUCCAAUUUCCCCAAGAAGAGGCACUUUGGCUCUACACCCGAACUCCACUUGUCCAUACUUGAUGCACCAAGCCACCAGGAGCCUCCAAAACAUGCAAGUGAAGAGAAGCACUCCAAAAUCUCAGUCCCUCCAGUAAAACCCAUAAGGAGGAAGUAUGCUUCAAUGAAAGCUGAGGUGGGGGAAAAAUCACCUACAGAAAGCAAAGAGCUCAUGGCAAGUAUCUUAAAGGAGAAAGAGGAGGGGCUCCAUCAUGGACUUCAAGAUGAAAGAGCAGAUCAGUCCCAAAGAAGUGGUGCUACUGAGCCUUCAUCAGUGAGGAUUUCCGCAGAAAGCACUUUGCCUCUGUGUCAGAAAGAAAAAACAGAUGUAUUUUUACCUGACAAGGACAGAGUUGAAAAGGCUGAGGAUGGGACAGAAAAGCCACCUGUCUGUGUUCCUAGACAGAGUGUCAUUAAAAGCACUUUCUACAGCCAAGCAGCUGAGCUACCUGCAAGGGGGCCUUCCUCACCAGGCAAGGAGUUCAGGAGGCACCUGGACAGAGCCAGAAGGACUUUCCGGAAGGCUGGAUAUUCAAAGGUGCCCCUCAGUGGUCUCCGUGAACCCCUUCUAGAGCAGUUUGAACUGGAAGAAGAAGAAGGAAAGUCUGAUUAUGGAGGUGAUCACAGGGAAAAUCUGCUUGGUUCCUUGACCAAAUCAGCUUCAUUUGAUACUGCAAGGAAACCACCACAUCCUGCCAUUGCUGGUGCUAGCCGAAGCCGUUCCCUGGAUGACUACAGGCUGAGAGCCUCAAGAUCAGUGAGGGAAGAAGAUAUUUUGGAAGAAGACUGUGAUGUAUUGUCACAAGAAAGUUGUCCUGAAGGCAGUGGCCACUGCGACAUUUCUGCAGGGCCUGGCAAGGGAUGUUCUGUAGACACUUCAAAGCAAGAGGACUUAAGGAGAGUGAGCAAGGAUUGUUCAGAAGAGAAGCCCCCGCCUUCCACACAAUGUGAGGGUAAUGAGUGUCCAACAGGUAUUGUGCAACAGCUAGAGAGACUUCCAGUGUCAUCUCAUAGGAGUGAGAAUAGGAAACCUUUACUGAAGAAGUCAAAAGCUACUUAUAUUGAGGAAGAAACUGAUGAUUUGGAAGGUGAAAGCCCCUUUCUAACUGACCAGUGCUCAGAUGUAGCUACAUUAUCAGCUCAAAACCAUGAAAGCAUGGAAAGUGAACAUCAGGUGUCCGAGCAGCACCAGGCCUCCUAUCACAGUGGUAAGGUUUCUGAUGAUCUGGAAGGUGGGCCUCCAGGUACCUUAACUGCUUCUCAAACACAAGUUGCUCCAGCUUCAGUCUGUGAGCUAGAAGAUGAGGAAUAUCCAAAGGUUCAUGGUGAGGGUAGAACUGUUGCCUUAGAAGGUAGAAGCUGUGAUGCUGGAAAGACUGUCCCACCAUCGCUCCACAGGGAUCAAAGUCAGGAGCUCUCACAUCACAGGUCGUCUUUUUACAGUGAUGAGGAGUCUGCUGUGCUGGAGGGCUUAGUGGAUGAGAUGGUUUCCCUCUCUGAAGAGAUGAAUGUUUGGGCACAUUCAGUUUCUGGUGAGGAGGAAAACAGAAAGCACAUGUCUCCUCCCACAGAGAUGGUCUACCAAGGUAGUCAAAGACAAGCACCCACAGAAACUUCCUUCCCUUCUGUACAAGGGAGUAAAAGAGCAGAAGUCUCUGAGCUGUACCUUGCAGAACCCUAUCCUGUCGUGGGUGAGGAGUCAGUGGUACUGGAAGGGCAGGGAGCACAAAUGGUUCCUCAUGAAUGUGAGCAUCUGGAGGACUUGGCAUUUGAGAGUGCUACUUCGAGCCAAGCGAGUGUUUCUUCAACAGAUAGCUUGGACACUGGAAAAAGACACAGUCAGGUGUCAGUGAUCCAGGACACGGUUAAGCAUCCAGAAGUUUCUUUAGUGAAAAUCAAAGACCUGUCAGAUGAAGCACCCAGCCUUGGCAGUGGAACUCCAAAAUUUGACAUAUCAGAGGUAGAGCCUGCCUAUUUGAAUUUCUCUGAUUUGUAUGACAUUGUCUAUUUUCCAUUUGAAUUUAUGAACUAUAGGAAGGCUCCACCCAAACCAACUGGUAGACGGUUUAUACCUUUUGGUGAAAGGGCAAGGUCCCCUCCUGCAGGACAUUUGCAUAAAGAUAAAAGACUGUGCAUCAGAGAACAGGCAGAGGACAAGAACAGGAAGAACCAUUUGGAAAUAUCUGAGGAUUCAAAGGCAACUAAUUUAUUAGCCACAGGGAAAGGGUCAGAGAGUCAUAAAGAAAUGUAUGGCCCCCAAAAGGACUCAAGUGGUAAGCAGAAAAGCUCUGUCUACAGCAAGCCAGGACUCUUUAAGCCAUAUGCAAGGUCUCAUUCAGUGGAGCAGUCAGUGGAGCAGAGUCUGAAGAAGAAAGUAAAAGCUUCUGUCGCCCAUAUUUCAAGAAUCCUAAAAGGAAAGAUAUCUCCUGAACCAGAGGCAGGGGAAGAGUUUGGAGAGCUGGGAAGUGAGGCAGUAGAAAAAGAGCUGUUAACAGGGGCUGAAGGAUCUCUGAAGAGGAAAUCAGCACUCUCUUCAUUCAAGUUACCAAGCCUCAUGCCAAAGGAGAAAGCACCACUGUUCGUUGAGGAGCUCAUGGAUCAGGCUGCUGCCAUUGGACAGUGCGUAACACUGUCAUGCCGGACCGCAGCUCAUUCCCCCCUGCACACCAACUGGUUCAAAGAUGGGACACCUGUCCAAAGCAGCAGCCGGAUCCUCAUCUCAAGCACUCUCAAAAACUUCCAGCUGUUAACUAUUCUCUCUGUUAGUGCUGAUGAUUUUGGUGUUUACACCUGUGUAGCCACAAACUCCCUAGGCUCAGCAUCCACCUCUUGCAUCAUAAGAAAAGCAGAGGUUCCUCCCAGCCCUCCACCCCCUGACAUUGUGGAGGUCUACAAAGAUGGAGUGCAGAUGGUCUGGAGACCUGUGGAAACCAAUACGCCCGUCCACUACAGUGUCCAGUGCAAGAGCGAAGAUGGGGAAUGGAUGGCUCUUGCUUCUGACAUUGCUGACUGCUGCUACAAAGCCAAAAAUCUCCCCAAGGGGUUUAUCUACUGCGUCAGGAUAGCCUGCACCAGUAAAGCAGUAAUGAGCCCUUACAGCGACCCAUCUGCCAAAGUGAAAAUCACUGGGAAGGAUGAAAUGG